UGUCUGUGUUGCAAUUGAUGACAAUGGAAAUGCAGCCGAGCUGAAUUAUUCUAGGAGUAUUUAAUAGAAAGGUUCAUCAUUCACUUUAAUGAUGGAAUUAAAUGUUCUUGUGCCAUUCUUAUUUUUCAUGUGCUGUGCGGCCAAUCGGAAACCUGCAGAAACCAGCCAAAGUUACCGCGCGCAAGGUGUCUGCAUGCCAUACAACGGUACUGUUUGCGCAGAUCCCCUGGGCAGUGGUCAGGUAUUCAUCACAAAAUUUGACGACCAGGAAAGAAAAGUGUCCGAUCUCCUAGAACUUAUAAUCUCCGUGGACACGUCAAAAAUGCUUCAAGAACGCUGCAAUGGUCAUGCAGCAAAUCUGAUCUGUAACAAUGUGUUCCCACCUUGUAACAUGUCGGAGAUUGAACUGGGGACUCACCAGGAAAGCCGUGUUAAACCAGUGGAGGUUUGCAGAGAGAGCUGUAAGGCGGUGCAGGACCUUCUGUGCUAUGUGCAGUGGUCGAACAUCCAGUACACCAGCAAGCAGGCGCAGCUCCCAGAGUGUGACUCGCUGCCCUCCAAGUGGGACAGUGACUGCACGGAGGCCAAGAUGUUUGACAGGGACGAGUCACAUGUCACUUCUAAUUGCUACAGUGGACGGGGUCGCUGGUACAACGGCACAGUGAAUAAGACCCGGUCAGGCAAGUCGUGCCAGUCGUGGUCUGUGGGCUUUCCUCAGAAGCACACGCGUCCUCCCAGCGUUUAUCGGGAACUUGAGAACUCCAGUAACUACUGUCGUAACCCUGGAGCGGAGGAAGUGUCCCCUUGGUGCUACGUGGACUCACAGACGCCUGGGGAUCGAUGGGAGCUCUGUGAUAUACCUUCUUGUGAUGCAGAAGAAUUAAAAACUCAGAAGAAAGCAGUCGAAGAGCCAUUUUCCUGGAAGACCAUUCUCAUCAUUACAAUUGUGGGGUCCGUAGGCGUGUUCAUUGCAGUGCUUGUCAGCAUCCUUGUCUACCACAUAUUUGUGAGCAGAAGUAGGAACGGCCAGUACAAGAACACUCCCCAGGAUGACCUUGAAAUCGACAUCCAGAAAUUGCCUGCGAACAUGUCCUACCACGUGGUUGAGGAGCCCAUACGACUGAAUCCAAAACUUCAGGCAUUUGAGUAUCCAAGAAAUGACAUCAUUUACAUCAAGGACAUAGGUCAAGGAGCCUUUGGACGUGUGUUUACAGCAAAAGCGCCAAAUUUGGGUAAGAAUGAAAAUGCGCUUGUGGCGGUGAAAAUGCUAAAAGAGGAUGCAUCAGGUGAUUUGCAGGCUGAUUUUGAACGAGAGGCAUCGCUAAUGGCAGAGUUUGACCACCCAAAUAUUGUGAAGUUUUUAGGGGUUUGUGCAAUAGGAAAACCAAUGUGUUUAUUAUUUGAGUUUAUGACAAAGGGUGAUUUGAACGGCUAUUUGAGACUGUGUAGUCCAGAAAUGUAUAUAAACUUUCGAAAAAAGAAUCUUCAGUUCAUUGAUGGUGACAUAGUGACGUUAGAUUUAGCCGAUCAGCUUGACAUUUCUCGACAAAUAGCCUCGGGGAUGGUGUAUUUAUCAGAGAAAAAUUAUGUUCACAGAGAUCUGGCAACAAGAAAUUGUCUUAUAACAGAUAACUUAGUGGUAAAAAUCUCAGACUUUGGCCUUGCCCGAAGUGUACAUAAGCUGGAAUAUUACAAAGGCAGCGACAACGAUGCUAUUCCUAUUCGAUGGAUGCCUUUGGAAUCCAUCCUUUAUAACAAAUUUUCUGUGGAAUCUGAUGUAUGGUCGUAUGGUGUUAUUCUCUGGGAAAUAUUUUCAUACGCUCUUCAACCGUAUUACGGAAUGACUCACGAAGAAGUUGUGGAAUACCUCAAGGACGGGAAAAACUUGGUGUGCCCGGAAAAUACGCCGCAACAAGUGUAUGAUUUAAUGCUGAAAUGCUGGAGUAGAAAACCAUUCAGACGUCCUAAAUUCCCAAUGUUGUUCAAUGCAAUAAAUGCUCUCUACAAUGAAUUGACAAAAAAGCGAACAAAAGAGGUGACAGUCGUGUGAAAAAUGUGCUCAGUUGUGUUGAUGUUUUUAGACAUGUUAUCACUGCUUGUGACUUAGUCAGAGGACCUUACAUGUUUGUCUAAACUAGCAUUACAUGUUUUAUCCUUAUUUGUUGAUCUGUUUGAAUCUUUUGAAAUUAUUUUUCCAUGAACGCAAGACAUUUAAAGCUGUUUUUUUAUGUCCCCCAUCACUAUAGUGGGGGACAUAUUGUUUUCGCCUUGUCUGUUGGUUUGUUGGUUGGUUUGUUUGGGCAAACUUUAACAUUUGCCAUAACUUUUGCAAUAUUGAAGAGAGCAACUUCAUAUUUGGCAUGCAUGUGUAUCUCAUGGAGCUGCACAUUUUGAGUGGUC
This is a messenger RNA of Dreissena polymorpha, 2400 nucleotides long. RefSeq names its product muscle, skeletal receptor tyrosine protein kinase-like. Bases 89 to 2050 code for a protein of 653 amino acids. The record is from RefSeq and is a predicted model, not a curated record. Gene Ontology annotation, cellular component: signaling receptor complex. NCBI's taxonomy places the organism in Eukaryota, Metazoa, Mollusca, Bivalvia, Myida, Dreissenidae. Gene Ontology annotation, molecular function: protein binding; ATP binding; transmembrane receptor protein tyrosine kinase activity. Gene Ontology annotation, biological process: protein phosphorylation; positive regulation of kinase activity; cell surface receptor protein tyrosine kinase signaling pathway. The transcript has 5 exons.